AAUAGGAAUAUUAAGAUUGAUAAUAUUGGUAUUUUGUAUUAAAAUGGCAGACGUGUUUGUUGAUUGUGUGUUAAGUAUGCUUAAUGGUUAAGAAAGAAUUUGUACAUUUUAAAAUGUCUGUAGAAAAAUGAAAAAAUACGUUUCUAAGUGGCCCAAUUGGUUUGUAGGAGGCGAUAUAAGACGUUGGAUGACGAUUUCAAGGAAUAUGGAGCUGUUUCGAAGAUUAAGUGUAAUUUUACAAAGCCCAGAAAUGGAACCCCCAAAUCAAGAAGCUUCAGUUUCACAUGGGAAACAAAAUAUACCAAAGGCAUUAGUCGAAGAAUUUUGUACAUUUGGUUUAGUAUGGCUGCAUACAUUUGCUCCCUGUUUUCCUGUGGAUGGAAAUAAGGUUUCUGUUAUACAUGAACCAAACAUAUUCUACAAAACAGUAGUGGAGAAGUGUCAGACAGCCAAACGAAGGAUAACAUUAGCAUCACUGUAUUUGGGAACUGGUCAUUUAGAGGAACAAUUGGUUGCUGCCAUUGGUGAAAACUUGAGAAUGUCUGGGGACCAGCUAAAAGUGAAAGUGUUACUGGAUUACACAAGAGGUUCAAGAGGGGAGCGGAACUCCUGUCACAUGCUUCAACCACUUCUGGCUCAAUACCAGGAUAUCUGCCAGGUGUCUCUCUAUCAUACACCAGCUCUGCGUGGAAUAUUGCGUAACCUUAUGCCACAGCAUUACAAUGAACUGAUUGGUGUACAGCACAUGAAAGUUUACCUGUUUGAUAACUCACUGCUCAUUAGUGGGGCAAACCUGAGUAAUGACUACUUCACAAACCGUCAAGAUCGUUAUGUGCUGAUAGAAGAUUGUGGUCCACUGGCAGACUUCUAUGAUGGUCUGGUAUCUCGGGUGAGUGAAUUCUCGCUUCAGCUUGGUAAAGGUGAUGAAGUACAGCUCCAUUCCAGCUGGAAGUGGCACCCCUACUACAGAUCGGCCAUGUCACAGCAAGAGAAAUUUGAUGAAGGAGAUACAUGGAUUUUUCCACUUGUGGAAAUGGGACAACUAGGAUUUCAUCAAGACAGCUGUGUGACGAAGUGGAUGUUUGAGACUGCUUUACCAGGUUCUGUCAUACACCUUGCCACAGGGUACUUUAACCCCACACAGGAUUAUAUUACUUCUGUGAUCAGACACUCUGCUGCAACAUACAGCAUUCUCAUGGCUCAUCCCACUGCAAAUGGUUUCUUGGGAGCACGUGGGCUAGCAGGUGGAAUCCCAGCAGGCUACACAUUGGUAGCAUCAGAAUUCCUUAAACAAGUGGAAACCUCUGAACAAGAAAACCGCAUACAAAUGGCAGAAUUCCAAAAAGAGGGCUGGACUUAUCAUGCAAAGGGAUUGUGGUACACACUGCCAGGUCAACGCUUACCGAUUCUAACCUUCAUUGGCUCCCCUAAUUUUGGGUAUCGGUCUGUAGACCGGGACUUGGAGACACAGAUAGCAAUUGUGACAAAGAAUCCACAUCUACAACAGAGUCUCCUGGAGGAGAGAGAACGUCUGUAUGCAUUAGGCAAUCCAUUCACCAGUGAAACAUUGUCAAAGCCUGAUAGGAAAUAUGCCCCAAUAUGGGUUCAUGUAAUAAUGCGAUUUUUCCGCAGUCUCUUCUAGAUUCUUCCAUCUCAUAAUGUGAUAGUUGUAAUAAAAUGAAUUUCAAAAACUACAUACUUCAGUAACGUGUAAGUUCAUCAAGAAGAGCAGUCAGAAUGGAAUUUACCAUAAUAAAGAGUAUUUGAAAGGAAAGACUGUAGUAACAUAACAGUAAAUAAGUACAUACAAUUUACUUCAGUUUGCAGUGUGAAUAAUUCUUAGAAGACAAAGGACUGUGGCUGUUUUGUUAUGACAGUUAUGUUACGUGUUGUUUAUUAUCUGUUUUGGAAGUGUGAUGUAUUCCUGUUUUAAGGUGAGUGGAUGCUAUUGUUAUACUGUUUUUGUUACUUUUAUCAUUAUUUAUAUUGAUAUAUUCCCGCGCCAUAGCCGCGCGGUCUGAGGCAUCAUGCUUCGGACCGGCGAUAGGGAAUGCGCGCUGGUUCGAGUCUCGGGGGAGAGGAAAUUUUCUCAUGAGCUUUCGACCAGUGUAUGGGACCGGUGCCAAUCCAGCAUCGUGAGGAAAUUGAGGAGCUACAAUAAGUAGCGUAAUCCGGUCAGGAAAGCUAGCAAUGGCUGGUGGUUCAUUGUACUGACCAUACGUCACCCUAUAUCUGGUUGGAUGAUCAUUCACCUCUGCUUAGACAUGUGAACGUGAGGCCAGCAGUCAAGCUCUCUGGCGCUGUUACGCCACGGAUUUAAUUUAAUUUUUAUAUUGAUAUAACAUUUUUUAUUUUUGUCUCGAUAUUUUUAGAAAUUCUCUCCCAUGAUAUUCCUAAUAUCCGUUUCAUUUUUGGAAGACAGGUGCAAAUAAGACGUAUGUGUAGGCUUGGUAGCUGUUCAGGUGAACAUGGACUCCUUAAUUUUUAUCUGACCUUGUUUCAUGAUGUGCAGAUGAAUUAUCUGAUGUUGAGAUUUAAAUGGUCUUCUCUCUAUGACUUAUGUUUUAAAGUUAUACUUUCUAUCCCUUAUGCAAACCCCUUCCAUGUCAUUUAUUCAACUUUACUUUUUUCUUAAUUCUAUUUUGGUAUGUCCUGUUCAGACUACCUUCCGCAUUCAUUAUUCUCUUGAUUCUUUUUCCUGUACAUAACUUUUCUCAGCUUUCCCUUCCAUAGCAACCCCACCUGUUCCUCUUAAUAUACCUUCCUCUACUUUAAUUUCUUCAGUCCUUUUCCAUCCCAUUUCUGAUAUUUGCUGAAGUUUUAUUAUCAGGAGAGUCAAGUAGAGUAAUGGAUAUGUUGGAAGUAGAGAACAGUCUGUGAAUUCAAGGAGAGAAUAUUUUAGGUCAAGUCAAUUAGAUGAUAAGAAAGUGGAUAGGGUCUUGGAAGCAGCGGGCUGUAAAGCAUCGGAAAAGGGGUGGACAGUAAUACUUUAGGCUUGUUGAUGUAUGAAAAUAUGUAGUAAAUUAAAGAAAAGGAAGUCCAGCGUU
Messenger RNA from Zootermopsis nevadensis, 3047 nucleotides. NCBI's taxonomy places the organism in Eukaryota, Metazoa, Arthropoda, Insecta, Blattodea, Termopsidae. The record is from RefSeq and is a predicted model, not a curated record.